AUGAGUAAUAAUAUACAAAAGAAACAAUAUAGUAAUAGUAAUAAUAAUAAUAGUAGUAAUAAUGAAUAUGACAAUGUAGAAGAUAUUAAUAAUAGUAAUAGUAAAGGAGGAGGAGGAGGAAAAGGUAGAGGAGAAUGGAGAUCGGGUAAUGUUAAUAAUAGUAGCAGUAAUAAUAAUAAUAACAAUAGUCGUAAUAAUACAACGGGUAGUAAUAGUAAUAAUAAUAGUAUGAGUGAACUACCACAGUUGGUAACGAUGCUGUCUGCACCAGCACCACCAACACUAAGAGUAUAUGAUCCUCAACAACAAUUUAGUCAGAGUCAAUACAACCAUACUAUCACUGCUCAGAUGAUGGCAAAGGAAAAGGAUGGUGGUAGCAGUGAAUCAAACAACAACUCAUUCUCUCAAGUACUAGCUAGUGCAACUUCACAACAAUCAGAUAGUACAAGCAACUCUUUAAAUAAUUCAAUCAAUGAUAGUAUCUUUAAUAAAUCAACAACUGAUAUAGUUGAUCAAGAAAUGUUAAAAAAGAUUCUAAGUGAAGAUGAUGAUGAUGAUGUAGAUAUAGAUGAUGAACAAGAGAUUGAUAUUAAUCAAUUGUUAAAUGAUAAUCAAGAUAUAGAAGAUGAAGAGGAUUUGGAAGAGAUGAUGAGUGUUGCAAACUCUAGCAAGAUCAUUGAUGGUAGUAGUAGUACUGGUGGCGUUGCCGUAGGUGGAGUGGGAGGUAUUGGAAUGUUUUCACCAAUCUAUGGAACAUCACCUUCAACCGUUUCACUUUCUUCUGCCGCUGGAUUACAAAUUAAUCCUCAUCAUCACGGUUCAAACCUAUUUAAUAGUAGUAUCAAUAAUCAUAACAACUCAUCAUCAACAUCAUCAGUCAUUUCCAAACAUAUGAUGAAUUCAAUCGAUAUCAAUAGUGACAAUAUAUUACCAAUGUUGUGGGGAUCAAAGAAUGCUAGAAGAUCAUUGAAUGGAAUUGUCGUCGAACCUCAAUUUUACACAAAACUAUCCGAACAAUUAUCAUCACCAGAUAUUAGAAAAGAAGCUGGUUAUCCUACUUGUUUUUCUACAUCAAAAUAUAUUUGUAUUGGUACAUCACAUGGAUUUUUAUUAAUAUUUAAUUAUAAUCAAGAUUUGGUAUCAAUUAUUGGAGGUACGAUAUGCGCGGAUAGUGGGUCGGUGACAGCGAUUGAUCAACCGAGUUGCAAGGUGAAUGAGGAUUGGAUGGUGAGUGGACACCAAAAUGGACAGAUUAUAUUGUGGGAUAUCCCAACGGGCAAACCACUCAAAGUGAUGGAUGCAACCAUCCACAAACAUCCAAUCCUACACCUCAAAUUCUUUUCCGAUGGACAACGAUUUAUUUCGUCGGAUGCACACGGUGUCACUUAUAUCAUUACGAUUACACGUGGGUUCAUGUCGUUGGGAUCGGAUCAACAACUAUUGCUCAAUGGCAAUUUGGGGCCAGUCUUGUCGAUUGCUCCCCUCUUGCCAGGCAACUAUCCCCAUCCAACUGACAAGUCACACAUAUUUGCAUUGGCAACCAAGAGAAAGAUCCUUGUCAUUUCAGCAUCGAUCGAGGGUGUUUGCAUUCUCAACAACAAGAUUACCAAACCAACCUAUGACGAGUUGCGUGUAUUUGAUCCAUUUGCAUUGGAAGAGGUUGAGAGCGUCAAUGUAAAGUCUAUGCAAAUCAUCCAUCACUCCAAAUUCCAGUCGGUCUACUCGUUCCACAAUAGUAUUCGUACCAACAAGUCGCGUAUCUAUUUGCUAGGGUUGAAUGGAUUCUUUACAGCACACGUUCUGACUUGGUUGGAACGUCUGUCUGUAUUAGUGUCGAAUCAGCAGUGGUUUGAAGCUCUCUGCUUGGCAUUGGAUUUCUAUGAAGGCAAGGCAAAGGCCACCACAGGUCUGUCUAGCAAUACAAUCGACUGCAAGUUACUCACUGGAGAAAAGAUCAUUGAAAUGUUGUCUCAACUAUGUUAUAUAGUCUUUAGUCAACCAAAUGGUGGUGGUGGUGGAAGUUUAAACAAUAGUCAUUCAAAUCUACAUUCACUUGGUGGAAAAUCUGGUGGUGGAAGUGACUCACCAUCAAUUGUUAUUCUUAGAUCACGUAAUUUGAUUCCAAAGAAUCUAAUUGACAAUGAACAGAUUAGUAAUAUGACAAUGCACCAACAGUUGGCAUUGAUUUGUAUAGAGUUUUGUGUCACCAUCAAGAGAACCGACUUUUUAUUUGGUGAAAUCUUCAACUACUUUGUCGAGAGUGGGAUGGUUGCCACCAUUCUUGAAUUCCUCGAGCCAUACAUUCUCCACGACCGUCUCGUCCAUCUCAAUCCAGAGGUGAUGCAAUUCAUGAUGAAUCAUUAUCAGGAAAAGGGAAUCUUGUUGCGUGCCGAACAAUGUCUCUUGCAUCUCGACAUUGCCAGUUUGGAUUUCCAUCAAACCGUCGUACUCUGUCGUAAACACCAUCUUUACAGUGCACUCAUCUAUCUCUACAAUAGAGGUUUGGAUGAUUAUAUCACUCCACUUGAAGAUAUGAUGGAAUUGGUUGUAUUAAAACCAACUGAAGAAAAUCAACAAGAAGAAGAAGAUAAUGGAAAUGGUCAUAUUAAUCGUGGUGAUUUAAAUGGAGGAAUAUCACCAAAUUUAAUAUCAUCAAAUCAUUUAAAUCUUGUUGAGGAGGUUUCAAAACGAUUAUUACAUUAUCUAAGAUACAGUCUUUCAGGGAGAGUGUUUCCAAGUGGUAAACCAAUCCCAUCACAACGUGUGCCAUCACUCAAGAUGGAGAUUUACGAGUACCUCUUUUUACGCAACAUAUUCCCAGAGGAUCCAACACCCUAUCCUAGACUAUUCAAUCUUUUAAAGUUGAAUAGUUUAGAGAUGAUCAAUAUUCUCUCCAACUCUUUUGACGAUCAACUCUUGUCUAUUCCAGCAUCACCCAAACAACCUCAACCAUCUCAACAAUACCAACAACAACUGCAACAACAACAAUUACAACAACAACAACAAGUACACAAGGCAGGAUCGGUACCAUCUGUAAAUUCAUCGCUCGUCAUUCCUGCCAUUCCAUUCAACGUUAACAAAUCCAAUCUCAAUCACCAUACCAUGAUGUCUGUACUCUUGCUCAUUGUGAUUGAUAGAUCGCAACAGCCAUACGAUCCACACACCAAUGAAUCAUGGCCAUUCACAAUCGAGCAACAGGGUCAAGUAUGCGUACUGCUCGCCAAAUGCUUUGAAAAGCGUCUCAUCAAAUCGAUAGAGCCAACUCUAUUGGGCCGUUUGGUGGGUAUUCUCUCGGUUCCACCCAUUGCAUCGGCUGCACCCAUCUAUAACCGAACGGACCGUCAAUCCAGUCUCUUGGGAGUGCUCAUGAACUCGUCGCCCAAAGACUAUGACUCUGACAAACUAUUGGUCAUUGCCGAAGGAAAUGAAUUGUAUCGCGUUGCUCAAUACAUCUAUAGCCAGCAACGCCAAUAUGCCAAGAUGGUGGUCUGUCAAAUUAGAGACCCAGACACUCGUGCCCAAACCUUUGACUAUGUUCGUCAACUCCUCGAGAAUCCCGCCCUCAACGACGCCGAUCGUCAGACUGUUCGUCAAACAACCAUCUCUAAUCUUGCUCAUCUCAUUGUGGUCGACAGUACAGCCACUGCCCAACUCAUUAUGGACUACUUUGCAUCGGAUCACGAAAAGAUUGUCAAAGAGUUGGGUCAGUUCCCCAAGUUACAAUACACCUAUUUGGUUGGUCUCUUGGGUAACGAUAGUUCCUCUCGUGUCGCCAUCCAACAACGUACUGGCAUUUACAUCUCAAAUGAAACUUAUGAAUUAUACAUUAAAUUAAUGUGCAUGUAUUCAUCUGAUCUAGUUUAUAAAUAUCUAGUUUCUCAUGAUGAUUAUCCAUUAGAUGCUUGUUUAAAGAUUUGUCAACAAUAUAAUAAUUUUGAAGGUGCUACUUAUUUAUUGGAAAGAACAGGUGAUGUUUACAAGGCAUUGGAAAUGAUUGUAACAGUAUUGAAAAAGAAGAUUGAGGAUAUUUUGAAACAUUUCUCAAAUGUAUAUGCCAAUGUCAAGAAUCUAAAGAAUGAAAAAGCGACAGCCAUCCCAAUUGAAAAGGAAAUUAUGGAUACUUUAAAUACUGCUAUUGCUCUUUGUCAAAGAAACUCUCAAAAAUUACAAAUAUCUGAAAAUCAAAUGAUUUGGUUUAGAUUAUUAGAUACAAUUGUAUUAUUUGUAAGAAAAGUUAAACAAUCAAUGAUAAAUAGUAAUUCAAAUAGUCCGUUAUUACUUGCAGAUGAUAGAACUCCAGGAGGUUGGUCAAAGGGAUCACUCAUUUCUUCACCACAACAAUCUCAAUCUCCAUCACUUGUACCAUUGACUUUGGAUCCAAAUGGCAACAUUGAUACUUCUUCUUCCUCUUCUUCCUCUUUGAUCAACAAUAUUAAUUUAUUACAACAAAAACCAAAGAGUGCCAUCUAUGUCAAAUGUACUGGUUUCCUAAAUAGACUCAUUCAUAUUAUUCUCAAUAGUAUGAUGGGAUCGGUUGCAUUGCCAUUGAUUCUCACCAAGAUUGUAAAUGACCACGGUAGUGAUGAGUUUGGUGACUUUAAGGCAAUCAUCACUGGCAUGUUGGAUACUUGUACGUUUGAGACUAGUAUUCUUCACACCGCCAACCAACUCAUCCAAAAUGACAUGUACAAUACCACUCGAUCCUACAUUAGACAACGUAGCAAGGCAUAUUCUCCGGUCAUGCGAAAGUGUGUCAUGUGUAGCCGACCCAUUGGCGAUUUCCCAGCCUCGUCCAACAACCAACAGGUUCCUCUUGAUCUCGUUGUCGUCUUUCAAUGUAAUCACGCCAUUCACUCUACUUGCAUGGGCAAGCAUUCAGCAUGCCCAUUGUGUAGUAAAGACAAUGAAAAUGCUGAAAACAAUGGUUCAAACAACAAAAAGAAAAAAGAGAAAUCAAAUAAUAAUAAUAAUAUUAAUAGUAGUAGCAACCCUAACCAACAAAAACAACCAAAUCAACCACUUUCACCCAUUCUUUUUGACCCUAAAAAGAUUAGACAAGACAAGGACGGUGGUCAAGGAAAUACUUAUUUAGAAAGACUUUCAAAUUAUACUAAAUUGAACAAGAGAAAUACUUAUUCUUAUUAUAAUACAAACAAUAUUCUUAAAAGUAAAAGUAGUGACGAUCAUCAACUCUAUAGUCCAAUUAUUUCCAAACAAGCUUCUAGAUAUUCUCAACAUUAUCAACAACAACAACAACAACAAUAUCAACAACACCAACAACAACAACAACAAUAUCAACAACAACAUUCAACACAACAGAGAACUAAUAGACCUACCACUUCAAAUACCUCUUCACAAUCAAAAUAUACAAGAGAAUAA
This is a messenger RNA of Cavenderia fasciculata, 5379 nucleotides long. RefSeq names its product RING zinc finger-containing protein (gene vps8). The record is from RefSeq and is a predicted model, not a curated record. Gene Ontology annotation, biological process: protein targeting to vacuole; endosomal vesicle fusion. Gene Ontology annotation, cellular component: HOPS complex; late endosome. The transcript is spliced from 7 exons. Gene Ontology annotation, molecular function: protein binding. The coding region runs from base 1 to 5379 and encodes 1792 amino acids. NCBI's taxonomy places the organism in Eukaryota, Evosea, Eumycetozoa, Acytosteliales, Cavenderiaceae.